AUGAUAGCGAGUGGCUGGAGUGUCGGGCACGUGAAGGAAGAGGAUGGGGAGAGUACAGAUGGCAGCCAGUCGCCUGCUUCCUCUGCUUGGCAGCAGUCACGGACAUGGGGUCAGCAGGCCGGUCACCCUGGAGCCGAUCCGGGUUUCAGCGAGCCUCGAAGGCAUCCCAAGAUGGAGACGGGCCUUCUUCCGGCUCCUCCCGGCCUAGGCACUUUGACGGUGGACCAGCUUGGGGUCCUCAGCCAGAACUGCGUAGUGGUCUCCAAUGGUCGGGACUAUGGCUCGGGUGUGAGGGCUGGCUGGCUGUACUGUCGACUGUGUGAUAAGAAGUGUGACAAGUAUGGGAUAAUGCUUGGUCACCUUGCCUCUGCCAAACACAAGGGGGCGAUGGCGGCGUUGCCUCCCACCGAUGAAGCAUCUACAGUGACCCCGAGGGCCUCCAACCCAGCGAAAGUUGAGACUGUCAGCUCAGCCUCAUAUGAGCCCUUCAAUUUCAUGCCCGAUUUUAUUUCAAUGAAGGGGAGUAACUUUGGCUGUAAACUGUGCCAGAGCGGGCCGAUGGGCGUGAGGGGCCUCAGUGACCAUUUAAUAGGGAAGAAGCAUCGAAAGCAAUGUAGUCGGGGUCAGCUGGAAUCGAGUCUCAAGGUCAUACAGACCCUCAAGGGGAUGGCGAAGGGCCCGGCAGCAGGACGAGGGUCGUCCCAGCAGAGUACGAAGGUAGAAGAGCCUUUAGUGAUUAUACCUCUGAGGGCGUUGGAAGGUCUUGUUAAGAAACGCCGACUGUCUGAGGUCCCAUAUGCUGCCUUGCCGGAGUCGGUGGUCAGAAGAUGCGACGGCUACUACUGCCAGCUCUGCAAUGCUAAGCUCUUCGAUGUGUAUACGUUCGAGCCCGUUGUGGAGAAGCCGUCCUUUCCCAAGGAGGAGGAGAAGGUCCUUGCCUUCUGGGAUGAGAUUGACGCCUUUCACACGUCUAACAAGAUGAGUGAAGGCAAACCCGAUUAUGUCUUCUACGAUGGUCCCCCGUUCGCCACUGGCCUUCCUCAUUAUGGCCACAUCCUUGCUGGUACCAUCAAAGACGUUGUCACUCGGUACGCCCACCAGACGGGUCACCACGUUGAGAGAAGGUUUGGUUGGGACUGUCAUGGCCUCCCAGUGGAGCAUGAGAUCGACAAGGACCACAACAUAGGUUCGAAGUCUGAUGUUAUGAAGUGGGGAAUUGCCAACUACAAUGAAGCGUGUCGGUCGAUCGUCACACGCUACACUAAGGAGUGGAGGGAGAUCGUUACACGAUUUGGAAGGUGGAUCGAUUUUGACAAUGACUACAAAACGAUGGAUCGCAAUUUCAUGGAGACGGUGUGGUGGGUAUUUAAGCAACUCUUCGACAAGGGCCUGGUCUAUAGAGCCUUCCGCGUUAUGCCUUAUUCGACUGCUCUCUGCACGCCUCUGUCGAACUUUGAGGUUGCUCAAGGUUAUAAGGAUGUGAGUGACCCCUCUAUCAUUGUGGCCUUCCCUCGCAAGGACAAGGAGAACUCGUACUUGCUUAUUUGGACUACCACACCUUGGACACUUCCUUCCAACCAGGCCAUCUCUGUGAACCCUAGUUUCAAGUACAUUAGAGUCAUCAAUAAGAAAAAUGGUGCUGAGUACAUCUUCGCCAAGGACAGAGCGGCUUGGGUAUACAAGUGCUUGAAGUUGAAUGAGAAGAAGGACGUUGAGGUUGAGGAGACCCUUCUUGGAACGGAACUUGUCGGGAUCCCCUAUGUGCCUCCGUUCGAUUUCUUCGUGAAACAUGAGCGUCCUGGCAAGACCUGGACUGUCCUUUCUGCUGACUACGUUACGGUUGAUAGUGGUACCGGACUCGUCCACCAGUCCCCUGGCUUUGGUGAGGACGAUUACCAGACCUGUGUGAAGAACGGUAUCAUAUCUAAGGAUGGCACUGAUAUGAACCUCCCUCUUGAUGAGUCGGGUCGGUUCACUGAGGAGGUACCACCAUACAAGGGAAUGCACGUGAAGGAAGCUGAUAAGUACAUCAAGGAAGAUAUGAAGAAACGCGGGCUACUGCUUCAUAAUGGCAUGGAGAUCCAUUCCUAUCCUCAUUGUUGGCGCUCGGACACUCCCCUGAUUUACCGUGCAAUCGGGUCGUGGUUCAUCAAGGUUGAAGAGGUUCGAGAUCAGUUGCUCGCUAACAACGAGAAGUCUACUUGGGUACCACGCCACGUCCAAGAGGGUCGAUUUAAGAACUGGUUGGCUGAUGCACGUGACUGGGGUGUGUCUAGGAAUAGAUACUGGGGUACUCCUAUCCCUAUUUGGGCCUCGGAUGACUACCAGGAAAUAGUCUGCAUCGGCAGUGUGGCUGAGCUGGAGGAGUACGCUGGCCAUCCUAUACCGGACAUUCACAGGCACUUCAUUGACGAUAUCAAGAUCCCUAGCAAGACGGGUCGUGGUUACCUCCAUAGGGUUGAUGAGGUUUUCGAUUGCUGGUUUGAGUCGGGCUCGAUGCCCUACGCCCAAGUCCAUUAUCCCUUCGAGAAUAAGGAGAAGUUCGAGGAGAACUUCCCUGCGGACUUCGUCGCUGAGGGCCUUGACCAGACUCGCGGUUGGUUCUAUACGAUGACUGUCAUCGCGACGCACCUCUUCAACCAGCCGGCCUUCAAGAACCUCAUUGUUAACGGACUGAUCCUGGCUGCUGAUGGCAAGAAGAUGUCCAAGCGCCUGAAGAACUACCCUGACCCGACGGAGGUAUUUGACCGUUAUGGAGCUGAUGCGGUUCGAAUGUACAUGUGCAACUCACCGGUUGUCCGUGCUGAGCCGCUGAAGUUCCGAGAGGAGGGUGUCCGGGACACCGUGAAGGAGGUUUUCCUACCCCUCUACAACGCGUACAGGUUCCUGGUCCAAGAGACCUGCCGUUUCGAGAAGCAGGAGAAUACCAAAUUCGUCCCUGACCGAGCGUACAUUCACAAAUCGACCAACCCCACGGACCACUGGAUAUACGCUACCUCACAGGAGCUCCUCAAGUACACUAGGACUGAGCUGGAGUCGUAUAGGUUGUAUACUAUUGUUGGCAAGUUGGUGUCAUUCUUGGACGACCUCACGAAUUGGUAUAUUCGUAUGAACCGCGACCGUAUGCGUGGCGGUGUUGAUAAGGAAAACACUUUGGAGAGUCUGAACACCCUCUACGAUGUUAUGCUCAACUUGACGAUCGUUCUGGCUCCCAUUACCCCCUUCAUCACUGAACACAUUUACCAGAACUUACGACUGGCUCUGCCCGAUGGCGAUCCUCGGAAGGAGAGGAGCGUCCACUUCGUUAUGAUGCCUGACCCCGACGUUCAAGGCCUCGACCCAGCUAUUGUGACUGCCCUCAACCGUGUACAGACUGUUGUGACCAUGGGCCGUCUGUUGCGCGACCACCGUACGGUUGGUCUCAAGACGCCCCUCAGGCGUAUUCGGGUCAUUGCGGAGGACCAGUCUUACCUUGAUGAUAUUCACAGGCUGGAAAACUACGUCAAGGACGAGUUGAAUGUGAUGAGCUUGGAGACAUCCGCGGACACUAGCAUGCUGGCCACUGAGGUCGCGCCCAACUUCCGAGCUCUCGGUGGUCUGGUAGGGAAGCAGAUGAAGAAGGUUGUCACUGAUGUAAGAUGA
Molecule: messenger RNA, 3642 nt
Organism: Perkinsus marinus ATCC 50983
Lineage: Eukaryota; Perkinsozoa; Perkinsida; Perkinsidae
Product: isoleucyl-tRNA synthetase, cytoplasmic, putative
Exons: 30
Coding region: 1-3642 (1213 amino acids)
Biological process (GO): isoleucyl-tRNA aminoacylation
Molecular function (GO): tRNA binding; isoleucine-tRNA ligase activity; aminoacyl-tRNA deacylase activity
Source: RefSeq, a predicted model, not a curated record